AUGUCGAAGAGACACCAGAAAAGCAUCGAGAAACAAUUACUCGAUUUGGUGAACUCCUCCGGCAACAAUAAUAAAUGUGGAGAAUGUGGCUCGACAUAUCCAACAUGGGCCUCGUACAACUUGGGUAUAUUUCUAUGCGGACGAUGUGCUUCAGUGCACAAGAGAAUCUUGGGUCCGCCAAACAACGACAUUUCAAAAGUCAAGUCGCUUACAUUGGACAAUUGGACCGAUGAACAAGUGCGGAGAUUAAGUCAAAUCGGGAACCAAAAAGCCAGAAGGAAAUGGAAUAGCCGCAAGGUGCCAUUCCCCUUUGAUGGCAACGAUGAUGUUUCUGUUGUUGAGCUGUACAUCAGAGACAAGUACAUCUUGCGGAAAUUCCGUGACGAUGACAGUAAUACAAAUGAUCAUUUUGAUAACAAUGGCAAGUCGGAGUAUGGCGAUGACAGAGAUGGCUAUUUGAGCAGCAGCGGUAGGAGGUCCACCGGUAAUAGACUGAGAUCGAAUAGUGGCUUCAGCAGCACCGCGGCGGGCCCCGUCCCCAGGUUGACGCAUAGAAAAUUGACAACGUAUGAAUAUACACAAUAUCGAGUGCAAGUCAACAAGAUCCGAGGCUUUGGAUAUAAUGACACCGAUGCCAUUUUGGAAAGUUUACUUUUGAGCUCGGGGAACAUUGACGUGGCGUUGGAUAUCUUGGAACAGGAUGCCAAAAUCAACCCUCGCAAGGAAGAGACUGCACCUUCGUUGCCCUCGAGACCUCGUGCCCUGACCCAAGCUUCAAAUAGCAUCCCCGCUACCGCCAAUUCAGCUGCCGCCUCGUAUGAUUGGCUAAGCGAUACCCCGACGCCAGCCUCAGUUUCGAACCCCGCCAUGUCUGCCAUGUCCGCUAUGCCCACGGGUAUGCCGCAAAUAUAUCAAUAUACUGAUCCCAUCACGGGCCAAAUCUCGUACGUAGAUUCCAACGGCCAAGAAUAUCUUGACCCCAAUAACCCGCAACAUCAGCAGCAGCUCAUGGCUAUGAACAAUCCGCAAUUGAUGGCGCAGCAGACCAAUAAGCAGAAUAUCAUGUCGUUGUAUAGCUACCCUACCGGUCAACCCACUGGUCAACCCGCUGGUCAACCCGCUGCACAACAGCAGCAGGCUCAGCCGAAUGGGUUAAUGCAGAUGCAGAUGCAGCAACAGCAACCACAAUUCACUGGGUUUGGACAACCACCACAACAACAACAGUUUAAUGGGUUUGCGCAACAGCCGCAACAAUCGGGGUUUUAUGGACAGCCGCCACAGGGCUAUGGACGUCCAUAUUGA
Messenger RNA from Lodderomyces beijingensis, 1302 nucleotides. The record is from the annotation of a GenBank genome assembly. Lineage: Eukaryota; Fungi; Ascomycota; Pichiomycetes; Serinales; Debaryomycetaceae.